UUUUAAUUUUCCCUUAUUUUAUAUUUUAUUUGAUUUUUCGUUGCGUGGACAAAAGAAUGAUUGUAGUUAUAUUUUUCUGAAUUAUUAAUAAAACUAAUUUUAUAUUAAAUAUGAAAUUUUAAUAGCUGUAACUAGUAACUUAAAUGUUCUCAAUGUACAAGUUAUUGGUUAUUGUAUGGAAAAAAUAUGACAGGAACCACUUCAAAGAGGAAAUUACGAAUUGAAAAUAAGAAGAAAAAAAUGGCAGCUUUAUUGGAUAUAGCAAAAUUAAAUGAAUACGAUCGAGCUCAAAGGAAUAAACAUGCUGUUAAGGUAGAUGAGGAUAUAGCCGUUAAACCAGAAACAGAACCAAGCCCAAAAAGAUUAAAAACUGGAAAUGAUACAGAAGAGAAUGGUAAAGAUCAGCCUCCAUUAAUAGGAGAACGUGGCCCUUCUGGAAAACCUAAAAUUCAUGGUGAAGAAUUAGCAGAACUAAAAAAGAUGUUACGUGAGAGAACAAAAAAAAUUCGUAGUCUGCCCCAGUUCAGACUACGUGAAUUAGGCGAAAAUGCCAGCUUGACUAUAGAUCUAAACGAUAGAAUUCCCAUGUUUCUCUCUGAUAUACAGCACUUGCUAAUGUAUUCACAAAUAGGCGUUCAUUCUCCUUAUUCCCCUGCGAGGUGGUGCGCAUUGGAGAAAUAUAAUAACCUAAAUAAUGUAAACCUACUAAUAGUUGAAAAUAUGUCUCUAUAUCAUUUUUCUUCCAAUGAAAAUCUCUUUCCGUUUUUGAGCUCAACAUUUCAGCACAAGUUGGAAAUUAUUACCCCUAGUUCUUACAAAAGUGAUAUUGUUAAGGAUUUGUCAAUGGUUCCGCUUACAGCGAUGGACUUUCUAGCAACACAAAUGAGGAAAUUCCAAAGUGAAUUUGGGAAUUUAGAGUCGGCCGUUCAAAAAAGUCAGGAACUCUUUGAUACAGUAAAGAAUUUCUUUCCAAUCGAAGAAAAAGAGGAGGAAACUCCUGCGUUACCAAAAAAUUCUAAAUUACCUUCAUGUGAUAAGUACUCCAGAACACAGCUGUUGUUAUCUGGCUGGCAGAUGGUCGAAGAAAACUUUCCUCUACCCAUUAAAGGACUCAUGGAAAGAAAAUAUUCUGGAUAUGUCCUUACCAAGGAUAAAUACAAGGAUGUAACACCGUUCAGCCCAUUGUUUGCUAUUGAUUGCGAAAUGUGUAGAACGUCGACGGGUGACCUGGAACUAACUAGGAUAUCGGCAGUAGAUGAAAGCCAUAAGGUUUUCUAUGACACGCUGGUGAAGCCGGAUAAUAAAAUCGUGGAUUAUCUGACAAAGUGGUCGGGUAUAAAUCACAAAAUGAUGAAGAACGUUACUAAGAAGCUGAAGGAGGUACAGGAGGAUUUGAGGAGGUUACUGCCCGAGGAUGCCAUCUUGGUUGGUCAGUCAUUGGCAAAUGACUUGCAUGUGAUGAAAAUGAUGCAUCCUUAUGUUAUUGACACCAGUGUAAUUUAUAACAUCACUGGAGACAGAUCAAGGAAGACGAAACUUCAGACAUUGGCGAGAGAAUUUCUGUCGGAAAAAAUCCAGACCGGUCACCAAGGCCACUGCUCGACCGAAGACAGUUUAGCGUGCAUGAAACUCGUUCAGUUAAGACUUCAGAAACACGUUUACUUUGGGGAUGCUGUGAUGGGCGGAAUCCACAACGAAAUCCGGGCUUACCCAGACAUGGGUACGUCCCAUUACGCUACCAGCAUGCUGAGGCAGUGUACCAAAGUCGAUAAGAAGGCGUGCGUUGUUGGUACAGGCGAUAUCGCGCAGAAGUACAAAUUUUACCUCGACAAAGGAGAAGAAGCUGACAUAAAAAAUAUCACAUGUAGUUCAGCAAAGACCAAUAAGGACACUAUAAAGAGAUACUGUGAAUCCUUGAAACAAUAUUCGUUAAAUAUCGCGCACGUCAAGAUACCGGACGAUCACUUCGAAGGGAAUUAUAAUUGUAAGGUAUUUAAAACUGUAGAUAAGUGGAUUAAGGAAAUAUACGAAGCGAGUAGCAAUUCGAGUUUACUUGCCGUCCUUUUCGGCGGCCAGCAGCAAGGUAACGGGGUUUGUUUUUUGCAACUGAAGAGGGAGUUUAUUUAGAUAUGUCCUUUAAUUUUAUUAUAACCGAAAAAUAUGAAGCAAAAAUAUAAUUUUUUAUG
Anoplophora glabripennis (Asian longhorned beetle) is the source of this 2186-nucleotide messenger RNA. It is a transcript of the gene Rexo5, whose product is annotated as RNA exonuclease 5. Gene Ontology annotation, cellular component: nucleus. The transcript is spliced from 6 exons. The coding region runs from base 187 to 2127 and encodes 646 amino acids. The record is from RefSeq and is a predicted model, not a curated record. Gene Ontology annotation, molecular function: nucleic acid binding; exonuclease activity. Lineage: Eukaryota; Metazoa; Arthropoda; Insecta; Coleoptera; Cerambycidae.